UACUCGACUUGAGAGCAGCUCUUUAAUCUCGCCUGACUGUAAAGGGUGAUACAUUCAUUGCUAGGCUCUCUCUGUCAACUUGCAGUAGCACAGUGACUGCUGUCCUUUUUACUAACCUAAAUUCUAUCUUGUCAAUUUAUAUUAUACAUACACUGGAACUAUGAGUUGGGAAGCUUGGGCCCCUCAUUUAAAACAAACUCAGUCUGGUUUUGAAGCUGCGAAUGAAUGCGGUAUAUAUUCGUUACAAGGAGAUCCUUGGUACAGCAGUAAUGAGCAGCUGAGUGCAAAAACCAUCAAGGAUUUAAGAGAGAUGUUUAGUUCUACUUGUGACAUGUCGUCCGUUGAGUUUCGAGAAACUAAGUAUUUUAAAAUACGUGUUGAUGAAAAUAUUGCAAGGUUUAAGCAUGCUACUAAAGGUGGAUUGGUGGUUGGGUUAGGUAACGAAUGUAUUAUUAUAGCAGAAUGCGGUACGGAAUCAAGCCUAUUGUCUAAUAGUGUAGUAUCUGUUGAAUAUGUUUUAACACAGCUCAACAAUACUCAGAUAAGCCAGUGAUCAAACAGAAACGAACUUCAUUCAAGUGUAUGGCUUUUUCUCCACAUAUACAUUCCUUCAUGAUCUAAAUAUCUGCAUGACAGCAUCAAAUUAUAAAUAUUAAAAAUUUUUUUAAUGGAAAAACAAAAUAUGAAUGGCAUAACUUAGCGAACCUAACAUAAUAAUUCAAUAAAAUUGUUCAUGCAUGUAAUCUUUCAAUUAAAAGCAUCAAGUGCCGAAAAUGAACUCUAAAGAGUUGUGUCUUUGUCUUUUUAUUUUAGCUAUAAGUGUUAAUUGGUUUUCAUUAGCCUAAUGCAAAACAGCACAUUGUAUCGCAGUUCUGGCAAUAAACAUCUCUAUCUAAACUAUU
This is a messenger RNA of Octopus sinensis (East Asian common octopus), 902 nucleotides long. RefSeq lists its product as uncharacterized. The record is from RefSeq and is a predicted model, not a curated record. The transcript is spliced from 5 exons. Gene Ontology annotation, molecular function: actin binding. The coding region runs from base 161 to 553 and encodes 130 amino acids. Lineage: Eukaryota; Metazoa; Mollusca; Cephalopoda; Octopoda; Octopodidae.